UACUUAACAUGGAAGCUACUAACGUUGUAUUGCUUUUGGGUAUCAUCGGGAGUAGCAUUUGUAACAAGUUGUUUAUCACCACUUUCACCAAGUCGAUCCAAUUCGAAAUUACAUUGAAAUAUGCAGUAUGAAUUUGUGUAAUAUAGUUUCUUCAAGGACGUAAAAGAAACACAUUUAUGGACGCGGUACUGAGUAGAUACAACAUUUAAUAUCUGGCGGUCACGACAGUGAUGCGUAAUAUUUUGAAAAGCCUUGGACCGGACAUUGUUUAUUUCCACGCUUUUGGCGUUCUUGGUAACAAUUACCCGGCACCACAGUGAAAACAGCUUGACUUCAUGGAGACCACUGGCGGGUGUGAGAUUGAUGUGGCAACCAGAAGUAUAGUUGGGGGCAAUGAUUCACCAAGUGACCUUGACAGCCCUUUUCAGGAGGCUGCAGAGUUUGGCUUACAAUUAUGCUGCACCGAGGAAGAGCGAGGAGAGACCCCAGGCCGAGAGGACAGUCCCAGUGACCUAGGGGAGGCGGAGCUUGACCCUGGGGGAGAAGCCAAGUCUGCAGAUGACAGUAACUUUGGCGAGGAGGUUGUGUUACUUAUGCAGGCCCUGAACUCCUUAGCAACACCUGAAGAAAAACUGGCUGCUUUGUGCAAGAAAUACGCAGACUUGUUGGAAGAAAGUCGUUGCAUGCAAAAGCGUCUGAAGACCCUGCAGAAGAAGCAGUCUCAAAUUGUAAAAGAGAAGAUCCACCUGCAGGGCGAGCACAGCAAAGCUAUCCUGGCCCGCAGCAAGUUGGAGAGCCUGUGUAGAGAGCUACAGAGACACAACAAGACUUUGAAGGAGGAGAAUGGCCAGCGGUCUAGGGAGUAUGAGGAGCAACGUAAGGAAGCCAUGCUACACUUCCAGAUGACGUUAAGUGAUAUUGAAGUGCAGAUGGAGCAGCACAGUUCUCACAACACCAAGCUUAGGCAGGAGAACAUGGAGCUUGCUGAAAAGCUCAAAAAGCUUAUUGAGCAGUAUGAGCUCAGAGAGGAGCACAUAGACAAAGUGUUCAAGCACAAAGAGCUCCAGCAACAGUUGAUGGACGCCAAGUUGCAGAGAAUCACUGAAAUUAUGAAGGAAGUAGAGGAGAAACAGCAGAGAGAGAGAGACUUUUUGCUGAAAAAUGCCACUGAAUCGAGGCACAAGUGCGAGCUGAUGAAGGAGCAAGAAGUGCAGCUCAAACAGCAGCUUUCCCUCUACAUGGACAAAUUUGAGGAGUUUCAGAGUACUCUGGCUAAAAGCAACGAGGUCUUCACCACUUUCAGACAAGAGAUGGAGAAAAUGACCAAGAAGAUCAAGAAGCUGGAGAAGGAAACCACACAGUGGAGGACAAAAUGGGAGAACAACAACCAGGCUUUGCUGCAGAUGGCAGAGGAGAAAACUCUAAGUGAUGGCCACUUCAAGGCCCUGCAUGGCAAGCUGGAGCUUCUGGAAAGACUGUGCAGAGCCCUGCAGAAGGAGAGGAACGACCUCAACAACCGGCUAAGCCUCCUGCAGGCGCAAGGAAACGAAGGGGACCUGGUUCCUUCUGAGGCCCAGCCACCGGGGCUUCUAACCAGGGAGGAUGACGUGGAGGAAGAGGACGAAGAAGAGAAUAAGAAGCUGGCACAGGGCAAGGGCAUCCAUGAAGCUCCCAGACCACCUGAAGUUGAGCCCACAUUGUCCCCUGAAAGCAUCACCACCGCUUCAACAACAUCCAGGCAGCCAGCAGAAUCAGACACGCUGAAGGACUGACUGUUGGGGGUGUGUGUGUAUGUGUGUGUCUAAGUAUAUGCGUGAGUGUGUGUUAGAUGCCACUUCCUGAACUUACCAGUGAAACAUCUUCAAUGGAGAUGAGAUUUUUUUUUCCUAAAUUCUAGACUUACCUCUGCUGGUUUUCUACAUGAGAAAUUGAGCUCUUUAUGUGAUAUUAGACGGACGGUAAAUAUUGUCCAUGUUUGUACUGCUUUUAAUAACUGCAGUUAUAGAGCACUUUGUACUCCUUUUCUACCAUAACUGUAUUUUCAUAGGAAAUGUUGGCACAGUUGAUUGGAAUUUAUACUCUCCUCUUUCAAUUUUGAAACCCUGCCUCAUUUUCACCCGAUAUAGAAGUGGAGAGAACAUGCUAUUUGUCCUUGCUGCAGCGUAUUGAAUAAGAUUUUCAUAUCUGGAUGUUGUUUAGUUUGACAUGAAGAGGACAAGGAAGUACAUCACAAUAAGAUUUUCACCAAGACUUCUACAUGACUAUGCUACCAAACGCCUUUUUUGUGGCCAGUUUUUAAAAAAAUCUCUUCUCCAUAAGUUUUUUUUUUCUUAUUUACAGCAUUAGUAACUAUUUGCACGUGGAGUGAGGGAUGUUAAUGAUGAUAAACUUUUAACCAUCUCUCACGUUAAGAAAAGGAAGCUCUUUUAUUUUCAAGACUUUUGUUUUCUUCUGGUCUUAUGGGAGGCCAAAGUGGAAUAUGAUGAUUAAAUGUCAAAAUCCUAAUUCUUUAUUUCUGGUCAAUUACUGAUAGAUACCAAUACGUUUAAGUUGAAAGGUCUCAAUGAAGAUGAAAGAUCAUUGAAUGAUUUUGACUUUAUUUUGUUGAUCGUGAUUAUAGUCGAAAUAAAAGGCAAAUUGAAAAA
Molecule: messenger RNA, 2645 nt
Organism: Doryrhamphus excisus (bluestripe pipefish)
Lineage: Eukaryota; Metazoa; Chordata; Actinopteri; Syngnathiformes; Syngnathidae
Gene: txlng
Product: taxilin gamma
Biological process (GO): regulation of cell cycle
Molecular function (GO): syntaxin binding
Source: RefSeq, a predicted model, not a curated record